AUGCUGUGUCAGGCAACUCUACGUGUGAUGCCACGAUUUGAUGAUUUACUGAGCGCUGUGGCUAGCCCUGCUGUCGAUAUUCGUGUGUUAGAGGCCCGUGCGACGGCGCUGGCUACCGUAUGCUGGGCAUUGUAUCUGCCGUUCUCGCUCAUUAGUCAAAAGUACAGAGAGGCUAUGGGAGAACCGUUGCAACAAAUGGAUCGUCAUUUGGAUGCAUUACGUCAUGCCGCAGAAAUAGCUGAACGUGCCAAUCUUGGGAAGUUGGAGCUUGACUGGUCACAUCUCGAUGCGGUCGCGGAAAAUGUAGCGGCUGCGCAAGAAGCGGCUAGAGUUGUUACCGAAACAACACCGCUUGUUGAUCCAGCCGAAAACAUCACUACAGUGGGAGAUUCCGCGGCAGAUUCCGCUACUGGAAAGAAUUCGCCACCUGGAAAUGGCAAUCAUCCGAUUGAUCCCAGUGGAUAG
Cooperia oncophora is the source of this 465-nucleotide messenger RNA. The record is from the annotation of a GenBank genome assembly. Lineage: Eukaryota; Metazoa; Nematoda; Chromadorea; Rhabditida; Trichostrongylidae.